Penicillium cosmopolitanum is the source of this 585-nucleotide messenger RNA. RefSeq lists its product as uncharacterized. The coding region runs from base 1 to 585 and encodes 194 amino acids. NCBI's taxonomy places the organism in Eukaryota, Fungi, Ascomycota, Eurotiomycetes, Eurotiales, Aspergillaceae. The record is from RefSeq and is a predicted model, not a curated record. The transcript has a single exon.
AUGAUGCUCAUUGUCUUCGGGGGAGUUGCAGCGACCGGCUAUUUCACAUGGGACGAGUUCCAUCAAGAGAAGCCCAAUAAGCACGAGCCUGGUCAGAACACUACUCAGGGGAACGGGACCAACGACACCAAUCUGAUUGUGACAAGGCGCGAUAUUCCCAAAGUCAUUUUGCCAUUAUGGGGCGAUUAUGAUGAUGAAAUCACAGCAGAAGAUGUACCAGGCGGCUUGUUACCGGGCGAAAAGCCUGAGUGCAGUAUGCGGUCCAAGAAGCCCCAGUGCUACACAGGUCAUCUUUGUUAUAGACGCAAAUGUGUUCCUUGGUGCAAGACCAAAUGGGAUACUUGCUAUACCGGACAUACUUGCCUGCUCAACGAUACGAGUAACUGGCGGAUUUGCAGCCGCGAACCGGAGUAUCAGCUACCCUGCACCGAGAACUAUAAAUCCUGCGAGGAGAGUGGUGACUGUUGUACUGGGUCUUGUCAACGAAGGGGGGAGUUGAAUGUGUGUGUUCCACCGGGAAAAUUUGAGCAUCGUCCUAAGGGUUGGAAAGGAGAUUAUUGGCCUGAGGAUGAGGUUAAGGAGUAA